AUGUUGUUAAGGCUAGCCGGUGUGGCUUAUCUCGCAGCAAUCGCUGAAACGCAAGAAGAGCCGCAUAGAGUACCGCGCGGUGCUGCUGCGGAUCUCCUGCGCGCGAUGGCCGCGUCGGAAAGGGCACAGGCUGAGCUUGUGGAAUGUCGCAAGUCGCUCCAGGUAUGUGAGAGCGCCUCCCCUUCAUCUGAAGGAGCCAUCAGCAGAUCCCAGCCCAUCAGGUCCUCGCAGCUUCAGCCAGGUUCGCCCGAAGCUCCAGAUUGGCCAGAGGGCUACGGCACCUUGUUGCGCUUCCCAUUUGGCAUUGCCGACAUGAAGACGCUGAAGGAAGUGGCCCGAGAGCUCUGGACGUCGGAAGGAACUGCAGCUGACAUCGAGGACGAGGUCUCACAGCUGGGUUUUCGCCAGCACAGAGGGAUGAGGUGUGCAUCUGAGAUGGUCGGUGUUCACCCCGUCGGCGGAGCAAGUGUUCGCUGGUCCGCAGCACUGUGGGAAUCGGCUCAGCAGUGGUGCUCCGAGAACAAAGAAUGUACAGGCAUCAUGGUCUAUGUUGGCUCCAACACCAUGAAUUGUAAUUCCUGGUGUGGCAGACCUCAGUUCUGCGACGGUCACAUAGACGCUGCUGAAUCAGCCGGUGUAGAGGAGAGCAGCGAAUGGAAUCUGUGGGUCAAAGAUGCUGCUGAGUCCGGCACUGCCGCAUGA
Messenger RNA from Symbiodinium sp. CCMP2456, 702 nucleotides. The record is from the annotation of a GenBank genome assembly. NCBI's taxonomy places the organism in Eukaryota, Dinophyceae, Suessiales, Symbiodiniaceae.